UGCAGAUUCCUUGCAGGAAAGGAAGGUUAAAAUAUUCCAUACGAUGUGUUUGCAGAGGGAUUUGUGCUUUAAGUUCUCUAUGCCUCUUCUUUGUAAUGUUUGCCUGCUUUGGGUUGCAGUUACAGGUUUUAAAGAAGCAGUGCAGUGUGAAAUGGUUCCUGCGGUAGCCAUCGGUGAAAAUGUGACCCUCAGCUGUAACUUCACCCUUCCUCUAGAUAUUCUACAAAUAACCUGGCAGAAGAGGAUAGGACCUUCAUUCCAGAACAUAGCCACCUACAGCAAGAGACACAGACCUAAAUCUGUGGGAUUACUUCAGAACAGAGUCCUAUUUACAGAUACAAGACUGAAUGCAUCAUCCAUCACUCUCCCCAAUGUGACGCUACAGGAUGAAGGAGAUUAUAAAUGCCUCUUCAACGCAUUUCCACAUGGUUCUUUCAGCAGAGAUACCCACCUAACUGUGCAAGCUGUUUCAGAAAUAAGAGCCGAGCUCCACAUAAAUUUCAUUAGCCAGGGGAUCCUCACUGCGAUUUGCUCGGCUACUGGAAGGCCUGCCCCCAAAAUCACCUGGCGACCUGAGGGAGUCCUGACUGAUCAUAAGCCUGACAUAGGCAGUGUUCACAAUGCAGAUGGAACAGUUACGGUGACAAAUGCUUGCAACUUCUCCUUGGGAUGCCUCAAAAGGCUGACGUGUGUAAUGGACCAUCCAGACCAUCCUGAAGGAAUUAAAGAGAAAAUAGUUUAUCAAGAAGAGGAUAACAGACAAGAAGAAGAAUAUGAAGGUGUUCCUGUGGAGAAGAUUAUUCUUUUUCUUCUAGUUCCUAUAAUUUUUGUCUUAGGAAUUAUGAUCAUACUACUACAGAAAAGAAAAGGGGAAAAAUCACAAGGUUCCAGCAUGCCCAGCACUCCUUCAAGGGAAGCAUUUUUAAACGAAGACAAGGUCAAGAGUUCCCAGAACCUGCAGACACCACGGAACCAGCCUGUUUCCUAUCAAAAUGAGGGGUCAACCUCAGAAUCUCUUCGGAAAAGGUUGACACCACAAAAGCAAAAUAGGAGCCGAAAUAUUGGAAAGGUGCGUAGAGCGACAUUCCAAGACACAGAAAAUAACAAGGAGGCCAAUGCCCAUGAGACUUCGCUGGAUGGUAUUGAAGAGUUGGAUAAUUAA
Molecule: messenger RNA, 1162 nt
Organism: Alligator sinensis (Chinese alligator)
Lineage: Eukaryota; Metazoa; Chordata; Crocodylia; Alligatoridae
Product: OX-2 membrane glycoprotein-like
Exons: 6
Coding region: 44-1162 (372 amino acids)
Molecular function (GO): cell-cell adhesion mediator activity
Source: RefSeq, a predicted model, not a curated record